This is a messenger RNA of Cicer arietinum (chickpea), 1995 nucleotides long. RefSeq names its product ethylene-responsive transcription factor ERF109-like. The record is from RefSeq and is a predicted model, not a curated record. NCBI's taxonomy places the organism in Eukaryota, Viridiplantae, Streptophyta, Magnoliopsida, Fabales, Fabaceae. Gene Ontology annotation, biological process: ethylene-activated signaling pathway; regulation of DNA-templated transcription. Gene Ontology annotation, molecular function: DNA binding; DNA-binding transcription factor activity.
UUAAGCCACAACAAAACACACAAGAUACCAUUUCACCCCUCUUUCCAUGCAAAACAGCAACCUCUCCCCACACUUCCACGUAUUUUUCAAUAUGCUCCUUCCAUUCCAAAACUUCGACCGAGCUUUCUACGUUUCUCCUCAUCCCCUCCACGUGCUCUAACCAUCACAACCAAUCCUUAACGUACACCUACCCUUCACGUCACUACACAAUACCCAUUUAUAUUAUCCAACUACAACUACAUUCACAUCGUUGUCACUCGCACUCGAGAUAAUGGCACUUCCCAUUUCGAAUGAUAUUGUUGGAAAAUUAUUACCAAAUAAGGAACAAGAAAAUUCUAUCAUAGUAUCCACUCUUAUUAAGGUUGUCUCUUCUAGUGUUGUUGUUCAUAAUUCUGAUAUUCAGCUACUUAAUAACAACAACAUUAACCAACAACAAAGGAUUUCGACUUAUGCAAGUGGGUCCCUCCAGAACCAACAUGAUACUGCCACGUGUCUAUCAUGCAAAAUCAAAGGCUGUCUAGGUUGCAUUUUCUUCAUUGAGAAGGAGAAAAAGGAAGAGAAGAGGAAAUACAGGGGAGUGAGGCAGAGAGCAUGGGGAAAAUGGGUGGCUGAGAUUAGAGACCCAAAAAGGGCAACUCGUGUUUGGCUUGGUACUUUUCAAACGGCUGAGAAAGCUGCAAGGGCUUAUGAUAAAGCUGCUAUUCAGUUUCAUGGUGUUAGAGCUAAGAUUAAUUUUGAUUUCUCUGAUUAUGAAGUGGGCCAUGUUGGUGAUGUUGUAGCAGGGAUGAAAAAAACAAAAACUACCAUCUUAUCUUUUGGAUCCAAAAGUGAACUAGCCUAGAAUAAGAGAAUAAAUUGCUCAAACUAUCACUCUUGUUUCAAUUUUGAAGUCUCUAAAGUAUUAUCACAAUCCAUAUAUUAGUUUUGGUGGUUUAAGUUGUGUUAGUGUCAUGUUGGCAUUUUCUCUCUUAUAAGUGGAAUCGAGACAUUACAUGUGUCAUUGAAGGAGCCACUGCCAUGAAAAUGAAUUAAAUAAUAACUUAGAGAAGGAAGAAGAGUAGGGAUUGAAGGAGCAAAUUGAUGUUAUCCCCUUAUGUUCAAUUUGUUUUUUUAAUGUUCGGCACUAAAGUAAUGUAUUUUAACAAGCAUGCAAGAAAAGUGGGUCUGACUUGACUCUGUUGGAAUGGGGGAGUGCCAAUAUAGCACUUAGAAUCACUCAAAUGAACCAAACUACUAGAGGGACUAAUUGAGUAAUUUUAAGGACUAUUUUAAAGUUUUUUAUAAAUUAGGAAAGUGUUAGUUAGGAUGACAGGCUAAACUAGAGAGAGUGAAAGUUUGGAUGCCAAUUUGAUUGAUGAAAACUAGGAAAUGUUUGGCUUCUCGGUUGGUUUGGUAAAAUCACAAUAAGCCAUAGUGAUUUUGCAACAGAAAAAUUUAACCAUUUACUUGGUAAUUUAGAGUUCAAAAACAAUAGUUUAGUUAGGAAUCAAUUUGAGCUCUAAAGUAAGGAAUUCACUUUAGCUUCCAAUUCAUCAAUUGGCUACCAACAUAAGUUGGUCCGAGUGGAAGUAACUAGUAUUUUUCAAGUAAAAGUUCCACAUUUUCAUCCCUAGUAUUUGUGAACAGAACAAACUCGACUGUGAGAAAAUGGCCAAUUUACUAGGGGUCAUGAACUUCAAGCAGAAUUUUGUGAUGAGGUUUCAUCUAAAAUCAUCCAUGAUUCAUGUCUGAAUGUAAAACUAGAAAAGAAACUAGAGAUUCUCAAAACUGAUACUUCCUUGUAAUUAUAAAAAGAAUAUAUGAAGACAGCUAAUGAUUCCGAUACACAAAACCCAAUAAAUAUCUAGGUUUUUUAACUGUCAAAGAAAACAAAGAUUGUCCAAGCUUGAUGGCAAUUGCAAAAUGACAUAGUGACAACAAUGACGGAGCUAUCAAACCCUACCACAGCCUUCAUCAGGAAGAAUGGUAUAGAAUCUGUUGUAGCCAGCAAAAAUC